Lagopus muta (rock ptarmigan) is the source of this 11220-nucleotide messenger RNA. It is a transcript of the gene WDR37, whose product is annotated as WD repeat domain 37. The record is from RefSeq and is a predicted model, not a curated record. Gene Ontology annotation, molecular function: protein binding. The transcript has 15 exons. Bases 4733 to 6220 code for a protein of 495 amino acids. Lineage: Eukaryota; Metazoa; Chordata; Aves; Galliformes; Phasianidae. Gene Ontology annotation, cellular component: preribosome, large subunit precursor.
CUCCCCUCUGCCUCGGCGGGGCGCGGACCCUCCGCCAUCUUCCCACCCGCCGCGACCCCCGCGGCCGGCAGCGGUUCCCCGAGGGCUGCGGGCGGGCUGGGAGCCGGGCUGGGCCCGGGGCCGUUACCUGCGUGUUGCUGCCGACGCGGUCCCGUGAGGUGACCUGCGCGGCCAUCCCUGAAAGAGCGAGCUACCCUGUUAUUAUUUGUGUAACCGCUAAGCCUCAGGCUGUAGGAUCAUCCGGUCCUGCAGCAAUCGAAGAUGGGGAUGCCUGCUUAGGAGGCUGCGAACUUUGUGGGUGUACUGCUGUGUGUGCGAGGACAGGCCAGGCGCGGCGGCUGGGAAAUGCACGGACUGAGUCCUGUUCUGUGCGCAGAUGGAGCGGGAAUGGGAGGCGAGGGCAGCGGGCAGAGCUGGGCUGCUGGCAGAACUGGACUUGGGCAGCGGGAGGCGGCCUGGAACUGGGCUGCGUAUGGCUCACCUCCAUCGAGAUUCGUUUGCAGUAUUUCUUUCUCUUUGCCCAAGCUCAGUAUUGUGGAAAUGAAUGUUGGAGGAGAAUGAAUAUAUUUCUUAUAUUAAAAGGUUGAGUAGGUUUCAGUUUGCAGGUGUAGAAGGAGGAAGCUAUGAAGAUUGUGCUUGUGCAGAGGUGAGGAAAACUUUUUCAAGCUGAGCCUUGAGUCGCUGUUCAGGACUGUCUGUUCUCAGUGUACCUGAGAAGAGAAACUUCUGCCUGUCCUUAUCCUUGCAAUUGCCUCUUCCAGCCUGUCAAAUUUUGACUCGUUACAAUGUUUCUACGUAUGCAUUCUAUAACAGUAGCUCCUGGAAGAUUUACUUAAAGAACUGGUGGAACCACUUUGGAGUGAUUCAGUGUCACUAAUACACCUUGGUAUUAUACACACUCUAUUGUUCAGGCACUCCGUUUGGAACAUCACAGCAGUAUUUUUCUCUAUAAACAAAUUUCUGAAACAAUUUUCCAGGCAAGCCUGCUGUUGUCGUUUUUCGUUACGUGAUAUUUUAAAAAGCAAGCUGAUAACCUCAAGAUUUCAAAGAUAUAUUUUCAUACAAAUAGUUUAUAUUAGAUAAGAUCUCAUGCUUGCAUGUGUCGUUCCUAACGUGUCUUUCUGUAAUAAUGUUAACAUUGCUUUGUGUGUUGUGGGCUGGGGCAAUUUCACUGAGAAGUGCAUCUAUGAGAUGUUAGAAUUCAAAGCAAAGGCCAGUAUCACUUGUAUUUUUAAUGCUGCUUUCUCUAUGUGAACACUUGUCUUUAAACUAGGUCUAUUAUGUUACAUUUAAAUAUAACUUUCUCUGAGGCUGUCUGAUGUGGACAUGCUAAUACCUUGUCUUACACUUAAAUUUAGGACUUCUUAAUAGUUGCAGAGCCUCUUGACCAAAUUGCCUGAGAGCGUUGGUAAGUCAUGUGAGGAAUCUUGUGAGCGGGGUGAAAAUGAGAAGCUUCUGCAUGAACUAGAAACUGCAAACCAAAGUUACUACACCAUACAGGGAGAAGUGGUGGUGUUAUUGGUAUGUUUGUGAUGAGGGUAGGAUUAUGUUGUGGAGUUUGUAGGCCCUGGAGCAAAGGCUUGCAGCUUGUUUUGGGAGAUGAAGUCCAGGCUAUGAGGCCUGUUUGGGAUGCUGCUGCUUCCAGCCUCUGCAGGUGAGUGGGUCAGCACCAGGAAUAGGGAGAGUUUCCUUCCAAGCCAGAGGAGUUUGUUGUAUUUUCACCAUCCGGUAAUUCCUGCUGAUGGUUGUGAGACUUAGUGUUGCAGAGCAGUAGGUCUGGGGAGUCGCUGUGCUGUUGCACGCUGUCCAGAGAUCUGGUAGGCCAUAUGAGGAAAUACUUAGAGUGUGUUGUGUGAAGGUUGCUUAUCAGUACUUCAGGAAAGCGUGCUGAGUGUGCUAGACUUAAUGUCAGAGCUGCUUGCUUAUGUUGCUGUCUGAGCAGUAAAAUAUUUUAAUUUAUUAGCAACUGAUGUAUUCCUAAAUGAAGGUAUUAGAGAUCAUUCUGCUUGCAUGAAAACAUACUAUCAGUUCAUCUGCUACACUGGUAGUAAAAGCCUGAUCAUUGUUUGUUUAGAGACAGCACAGUAAGAUUCUGGCCUCUAAAUGAGCUGCAGUGCUUCCUUAAACAAAUACCUUUGUUUAAGGUAAAACCACCUUUGAGCUUGAACUUCCUUGGGAUUCCUUACCCUCGGGUCUUGUAUUUGCAUACCUGUACAUGCAGCCAGACUGCUCCUGAGCUGUUAGAGAUUUGCUAAUACAGGAGUGAGAGCUAAAGGGUCUGCGAGACAGGAAAGGAAACAAAGCAUUUUUGGAGGCUGCUCUUUAGGACUGAACUAGCAGAAAGUCAUUUAGCAGGACUUGAUGUUCUUUAUUGAACUGUCCAAGAAAAAUCAGCUGAUCAAUGCUCAUUAAUAAAAUAAAGCACAAUACAUAUUUGGGUAGAUAGGUGUUCACAGUGUUUAAUGCAAGAUUGUAUGGUAUGUUGCAUGUAGUAUUUAAGCUAAUUGAAAGAGCAUAUUCAGUGAGUGUGGUUAACUCAGCCCUCUGAGGAAUGCUGUAUGCUUUCAGCACUUCAGCAGUUCUACUUCAGAGUUCUUUGCUCUGAUGAUAUCAGUGGACCCAACCAGGUUUCUUUUAUAUCCUGGGUAAAAAAUCAUCUAUUUUUAAUAGUAGUUAUUGUUUAAUAUCAGCUAGAAUAAGUACAUAUGGUGAAGGAUAUAGCUUUUUUUGCUGUGGUAGUUGGCAGGCUCAGUCUGUGAUGCAUUUUGAUGGGAUUGCAACAUUUGCUGACAUAGUCGAAUUGGCAGCAUCAAAGCUUGCUAGCAGCAAAACUGGACUGCUUCACACUUCAGUUUUGUGUUAGAAAUUUGCUCAGAGUGGAUAUCUGCUAAUGUGCUGCAGUCUUUAUCACUGGCUUCCAGCUGCAUAAUGUAAUUAAAAUUCAUUUCUGCAGUUUCUUUAUGAAGGAGGUUGUCACCUUUUCACUGGUGGCUGACUUCUCCACUGACAUGUCAAGUAAAACCCAGUUUUGUUUGAAAGCAUGCAGUACUAAAUUCAGGAAUAAACAAGUCACAUUGUAAUGCUUGAGUGGGUUUUGUAAUGUUUGAGUGCACUUAUCAGUGGUUCUGGCAUCAUCUGUGAUGAUCUGAAGUGCUUUUGUUUCCAAAAAUUUAUCUUUAGAAAAAUGUCUAGUAUUACAAAGAAGUCUGUUUAACCUGAACUUUGUUGGGAGUGCUGUACUCUUGGAAUUUGUACUGAACCAACUACAUUUGAAUAUAUAGUGUCCUUGAAAGUAACUCUUCACUGAAGUCCAGAUGUGGAGUUCUCAGUACAGCAGGGACAUAGAUCUGUUGGAGUGCAUCCAGAGGGCCACAAAGGUGAUCUCAGGGAUGGAACACCUCCCUGCAAGGACAGAUGGAGAGCUGGGGCUGUUAAGCCUGGAGAAGAGAAGGGUUUGAGGUGACCUGAUAGCGGCCUGUCAGUAUCUAAAGGGGAGCUAUGGGAAAGAAGGGGACAGACUCUUUAGCAGAGUUGGAAUAAAGGGAAGAGAUUUCAAGCUUAAAGAUGGCAGAUUUUGGCUAGAUGUAAGGAAAAAGUCUUUUACAAUGAGAGCGAUGAGGAACAGGUUGCCCAGAGAUGUGGUUGAUGCCCCAUCCCUGGAGACUUUCAAGGUCAGGCUGGAUCAGGGCCUGGGCAACCUGAUGUAGCUAUGGUGUCCCUAUUCACUGCAGCGGAGUUGGACUAGAUAGCCUUUAAAGGUCCCUUCCACCUCCACAGAUUCUUUGAUUCUGUUCAAAAUGGAAGUUUCACUCUUUUAAAUUUGAUGCCUUUGCAUAUUAAUGAAGGUUGAAGGUAUGUAGAUUGACUUUCAAAUUCCCUUAACUCACAAGAAAUGCUGUCAAAACUGAGUUAUAUGUAAUUAAGAACUUAAUAACUGUAAAAGUUCUUCUAUCCUUCCCUUCCUUCACUGCUGGAUGAAAACAACACGUUAAUUGGCAUCAUUAUUUCUUAAGGUGUUCUUGUUGCACAGGACAGUAAUUUCUGUUGUACUAAGCCUUUGUUUCUUAUUUAGUAUGCACUGGAAUUUUGUUCUGAAACAUGUUUGCAACAGAAUGACCUGAAAGAGAUUUAAGAGCACACAGAAAUCCAGUACAAUUGUUUUGUUUUGAUACAAUCCCUUAAAUAGUAAGUGCUGGUAUUGCUGAAGUUUAAACAAAAUGGAGCAGGGAGAUCUUGGGUAAGAGAUGGUGCUGAAAUUUCCGGAUGCUUUCCCUUUCCAGACCUGUAUGUUGUUUUGAAUGAACAAAAAAGGAAAUGCAGUACUGUAGCUGUUUGCUCUGAGCUCUGACACUUCUUAAAACAGAUUUUCUUCCUGGCUUCAGCAGUAUCCACACCCCAGGAGUUCCUUUCAGCAGCCUGCUGCUCUUAUUCCAUGUUCAGAAGUAGAAGCAUGCAAGUAGAAUUGGUUGAUUGCUGCACUGAAUUAAUUUUUGAGUAGUGAGACCAGUGUGCAUUGACAACAAGACCAAAGGCAUCUUUGUUCAGUGCCAUUUCUUUAUUGUAGCUGAAUAAAUUGAUAACUGGCUGCACACAUCUGCUGUUUACUGUUAUUCUAAUGAACUAUUCCUUGUGAAUACAUGGUAACAUCUGUUACAGAAAGGAUAUGUAACAUGACACUGAUAUUCUGGACAGUUUAUUGUAGGAGCCUCUGUGAAGCUGUUUUUUUGAAGUAAUGCCAAUAGAAAGUGGAAGCUGUGCAUCUGCUCGCCAAGCAAAGCAGAAACGCAAAUCGCACAGUCUUUCAAUCCGAAGAACCAACAGUUCUGAGCAAGAACGGGCAGGACUGCAGAGAGACAUGUUGGAAGGGCAGGAUUCUAAACUACCAUCUUCUGUUCGGAACACGCUCCUCGAACUUUUUGGACAAAUAGAGCGGGAGUUUGAAAAUUUGUAUAUUGAAAAUUUGGAAUUACGUAGAGAGAUUGAUACACUUAAUGAGCGUUUAGCAGCCGAAGGACAGACAAUCGAUGGAGCUGAACUGAGCAAAGGACAACUGAAAACAAAAGCCAGCCAUAGUACCAGUCAACUUUCUCAGAAAUUAAAGACAACUUACAAGGCAUCUACUAGCAAGAUUGUAUCCAGUUUUAAAACUACAACAUCAAGAGCAAUCUGUCAACUGGUAAAGGAAUAUAUUGGCCACAGGGAUGGCAUUUGGGAUGUCAGUGUUGCAAAAACUCAGCCAGUGGUUUUGGGAACUGCAUCUGCUGAUCAUACUGCUUUGCUGUGGAGCAUAGAAACAGGGAAGUGCCUUGUCAAGUAUGUAGGGCAUGUUGGAUCAGUAAACUCAAUAAAGUUUCAUCCAACUGAGCAAGUGGCUCUUACAGCAUCUGGAGACCAGACAGCUCACAUCUGGAGAUACAUAGUACAGUUGCCUACACCUCAGCCAACUGCAGACUGCAAUCAAGUGUCUGGAGAAGAUGAAUUUGAGUUCUCAGAUAAAGAUGAACCAGAUGGAGAUGGAGAUGGUUCUAGCGAUUGUCCCACUGUUAGAGCUCCGUUAACUUCACUCAAAAGUCAUCAAGGAGUGGUCAUAGCAGCUGAUUGGCUUGUUGGGGGGAAGCAAGCAGUGACAGCUUCGUGGGAUAGGACAGCGAACCUGUAUGAUGUAGAGACUUCUGAAUUAGUCCAUUCUCUUACAGGGCAUGACCAAGAGCUAACACACUGUUGUACCCAUCCCACCCAGCGUCUUGUGGUGACGUCCUCACGUGAUACAACCUUCCGCCUGUGGGAUUUCAGAGAUCCUUCUAUCCAUUCUGUGAAUGUCUUUCAGGGCCACACAGACACUGUGACAUCUGCAGUUUUCACUGUGGGAGACAAUGUUGUUUCUGGUAGUGAUGACCGUACUGUAAAAGUUUGGGAUUUGAAAAACAUGAGGUCUCCUAUUGCUACCAUUCGUACGGAUUCUGCAGUAAAUAGGAUUAAUGUAUGUGUUGGCCAAAGAAUCAUUGCCCUUCCCCACGACAACCGACAGGUUAGGUUAUUUGACAUGUCAGGAGUGCGAUUAGCACGCCUCCCUCGCAGUAAUAGACAGGGCCACAGAAGAAUGGUGUGCUGCUCCGCCUGGAGUGAAGAUCACCCAAUAUGUAACCUCUUCACCUGUGGAUUUGAUCGUCAGGCUAUUGGCUGGAACAUCAAUAUCCCUGCUUUGUUACAAGAAAAGUGAAAUGCUGGAAGAAUUUUUGCAUUUUAUGUUGCCGUGGACUGCUGUACUUCUGCAGACUUCUCUGAAUACCAGUCUGCUAUUGGUCUAAAAGCUCUUCCUUAAAUGGAGACUUCAGCAGAUGUUGUUCUUGUUACCACAUUGUGCACAGUUUGCAUGAGUUGUACAGAAAAUGUGAUUUUUCUUUUUUAAAUUAGUUUGUCCUGUGUAUGAACUUUUAUAUUUUGGCAUCCACUGGUCAAUAUGUUCACUGUUGCAUAGAGCACAUAAGUGUUCAUAAGUUAUUUAGCAUUUGAUAGAUAAACAGUAGGGCAUUACAUUUGUGACAUAAAUGUGAAACUGAUGUAGUUAAUGUAGAGAGUGUAUAGCAGUCUGUUACAUUUUUCCAUGAUCUACAUAUCUGCCUUGUGUUGAAAAGAAUCUGCAGGGCUAAAAGUUUGAAAUGAAGUGUGAAUUUCACUAGCUGUAUGAUUGUAAACAUUUUCCUGUUUGCAUCUAAUUGGAACAGUUAUUUUUAGUGCUGCAGUAUAGUGCCACUCCAUUUUCAGUCCAGUUAUGGGAGAAAUAGUAGACUUGAGAAGGAAAAUAUAAACAACUUGUAGUGAUUAUAGACUGCAAGGUGUAUUCUGAAAGCUUUUUGUACUUUUUCUUUGGAAAAAAGAAAAUGUUCAUUCUGCCCUUCUUAUAUAAAGUGAUUCUAAAAAUCUCAUGGCAUUUCACACUAGCAAAAAUCCAGAAUAUUAUGAUCCAGUCAAGCAAAUUUUGAAGCACUUUAGUUUAUAGCUAUUGUUAUAAACCAUUUAUGAAAGUUUGACUUUACCAGUGAAUGUGAGCUGACCUUUGUAAGAAGGAUUGCUUCUUUUUGGUGAUCUGCCCAGAAAGGAUAUAAUUUUAUCUUUUUUUUGUCUUUUUUUUCCUAUACCUACAAUGAGUACACUUUAAAUGCGUUCUUUUUUUUUUUUCUCCUUUUUUCUUUUUUUUUCUUCUUUUUUUUUUUCUUUUUUUUUUUCUCCUUUUUUCUUUUUUUUUUUUCUUUUUUUUUUUUUUUUUGAGCCAGCAAUACAAAGUAAAUUAGUACUACCUCAAAAGUGAAUGUUGGUCAAGAUACGCUGAAUCUCUCUGUAGCCUGGAAAAAGCACUUUUGGUCUCUGGCUGAAGUACUGUUUACUUACAUGAGAGGAAAGACAAUCAUACUUAAUGUGAUUCUUAACAUAAUUAACACUUAAGGCUAAUGGAGCAAUAUGAUAAGUAAACAUCAUCUGUUACCUUUGUGUUCUCAGCUGUGGCAAGGGGCUGUUGCAGUCCUUAUACUGUCGUACACGGGAUAAUUAAUGUAGACCUCCCUUCUUUCUCCCCAGUGAUCUUACUCUGCUUUUGCUCUGCACUGUGCCCAGCCUUUUUUGCACUGGCAGUGCGGUGUUAUACCACAACUGCUGCUUAUUUAUGUAAGUGCAAAUGGCAGCUGACAUCUUCAAAAGAACAGGAAGGCUGCUUCAGUCAGACACUUCUUUUUAGCUAGAGGGAGAUCCUGCCCCUGACUGUUUGACAUAUCACACUGGAAGAUGAAGGGUGAGGGUGAGCUAAGAGUGUGCUGUUACAGUGGGAAAGUUUAUGCUGGGCUGCCAUUAGAUAAGUAAUUGGAACUUUUUAUCUCAUUCUUUGGAAUAUGUGAAGCUCUAACUGUGCUCGUGUCCUCUACAACGCGGUUCAGGGCUGAUGUGUUAAUUGGGUUCCUUGUUGGCUGACGUGUAAAAGCGUUGCAGUGCGAUGGGAUGGGAUUGAAUAGUUGCAGGGAAACUAGAGUCCUAGAAUUGGUUUUGUGGAAGAUCAAGGUAUGUAAUGGAAAAUGAGUCCAAUAUCUUUAUAGUAUGAGCCAUUAUAGUAGCUUCAUCUUAAAUUGCAUAGUGUAUUUUUCUGUUUUUUUUCUUGAGGUAGAAGUUAUAUACAGAACUGUACUGAAGCAGUCUUAAAAUACCAGAACUAGUGAAGUUGAGGAAAGUGGCUGCAGAGCUUUAAGUCUCCUGAUAAAAAGGGUUAAAGAUGGUGUCAGCAUUUAUUUUCACUUAUUUUUUUUCUGGAUUUUUAAAGCCAUUUGAUGUUGACAGAUUUUAUUCUUUAAGGAAAAAGGCUCACAUUUUCUUUCAGUUGAGAGAGAAGUUUCUCUCCAGCCAGCACAAGCAGUUUCUGUAGCAGAGCUUGCGUGUAACAUCUUGAGCGAUGGCCCAACCAUCAGUUAUGUGUGGCGAGGGAGAGAGGGUCACUGCUUUUGGUCCUGCUAGCCUGAAUCGACUGCUUAAAUGUCUCCAGUAUACAGAUGUAAUACAGGACCAUGAGACUCUAUGUGGUUUGAUAAUCAUUGCUGCAAACUUUUUAUAUCACCAGAGGAACAGACCUCUGGCACCAGAAUGGGACAAUUACAUGCGUUCAUUUUUGAAGAAAUAUCAAACAAGGUGCUACAGCCACGUUCUUAUGAGCAGGCGAAUACUCAACUAGAUUUGAACUAUCUCUUCACUUAAUUUUAUAUACUGUACUGAAGAUUAAACCCCAGUUUCCACUUCCCUUGAAGCAAAUCACACAUGAGCAGUGGUAGUGAACAGUACUGCGCUGAUUAAACACGUGAGAAACAUUUCAUAGGUUUGGAUAUUCUAGAGAGAGCUUUUUCAGCAUUGAACAAUGUCCAACAUUUCAUAAAAUGGAGAAGAGUUGCAGUUACAGUUUCAGUAUUGUGCAGAAUAUUCAGAACUUCACAGAAUGUUCAUCACUGGGCAAAAUCAAGCUUUUGUCUUUCAAAUAAUGCACAUCAGUUUUCACAAGUUUUGUGUACUUUUAAAUCAGAAAGAUCUGGAAUGCAGCAUCUUAUUUGUUGCCUAAAUCUGUGAAAACCAUCUUUUUGGAAAAAGAAUUUAUAAGUUAUGUGGAACCACUUUUUAUUAUUCUGCUGAUUUGUUUAGAGAUGUAAAAUCUUAUUCUUCAUUAUGAUUCAAAACUGCAUUAAAACAUUCAACAUUUUUUUUUGCAAGUUACUUUUCUUCUGUUUUGCAUUAAGGUUAAUAUUAAUAUCUCAUUAGUAAUCAAAUGAUUUUCCUAUCCGUUUUCUGCUCUCUUACUCAAGAAGUUAAUUAUCAGUGCAAUGAUGAGUGCAGUUGAGGAAGAAGGCCAGGUGAGCCCCUGAAGUAGGGCAUGCACUUGGUCAUGCUGACAUAGGCAGGUGCUCAGUCUUGGUAUUUGUACUGUUGUCUUUGGUUUUGUAUGAGCUAUUUUGUAAAUACGUUUUGUUUUGCAGAUUACUGAAGUCUCCGUGUGACUUUUCACAGUAUUAUAUAAAUCAAUAUUUUUAAUGGUCUAAAAGCUGCUAGCAUUAUUUCUGUAGGUUGAAUAUUGCUUGCUUGUUGCACCCAUAUCCUUUGAAACAGAGCUUUGCAGUGUUGAAAAGGGUUGUUGUUUCAGUGGGCCAUGUCAUCUGGUUCCAGGUGCUUGAGCCGUGUUGCCAGCCAGUACCCAAGCGCGGAACACAUCUGAGUGUGCCACAUUUUGAACCUUGAGAUUUCUAGGCCUCUGGAAAAUGACUUUUAGUGUUGCUGAUGGCGAUGAAAUAAAAGACCAAAGUUACUAGGUGACAAAACUGACUUGGGGGCUGGAUUGAGAUAGAGUAUUGCACUCUAUUUAUUUAAGUAACUUUUAAUUGAGGGAUUUAAAUUGGAGCUUAUGGCAACUGAUUUGAACUUGUGAUACUUCUAUCUUCUCUUGUCUUAGGUAAUAUACAUAUGUCUCAGGUAAUAUUUUUACAAAGGCUAUUUCUGUUCAUUCUUUGGCUUGAUGGGAUUUGAAGAUGAGCAUACACUGAAGCAUAGAUGUAUUUCUUUUAUAAAUCUGUGAGUAAGUAGCAUGCAUAAAUGAAUGGUUUCAGUAGAAUGUCUACUCUAACUUGAAGAGCUGCAGGAGAACUGCAGCUCUAUUCUUGACUGACACAGAAUUUUUAUUUAAUGCUCCAAUGAGACAGAAGUAUAUCCCUGAAAGCUUAAUCAGCCUUGAGAUAUUUUAAUUUUUAAGUAGUAGUGUUACCUUUGCUAAUUCUCACGGCUCAUAAUUUUGAGAAGUAAUCGCAGGAGCUUACCCAGAAAUCUGGUUUAAUUCAAACUUUAACUCCUGGUCAAAAUGUCCCAGUGACUUGGAGAGAGGCAGCAUACUGGAGGAGGGCAGUUUUGCAAACAUCCUGUGGUUGCUGCUCAUCAGUGUCCAUUUCUCAGCAGCAAAGAGGUGAGGCUGGUGAGUGGGAGUGCUACCUCACCUAAGUGCCUCAAUUAGCAGCUUUGGCUCUUCGUACAGCUUUCUGAAGUUUUUAAGAGUGGCUUAGUGCUAUGUAUGGAAUUAGGAAUUUAAGCAUUCAUACUUCUUCCUAAAUAGGAACAUUUAGGAAGGACAUUCCUAAGUGUCCAUGUAUGAAAGAAGGGAGCUGUAAGUAGAGAAGUUUUGUCUUGAAAUAUACUGAAAAUGGAAACAGGUUUUCUAGCUAUCAGAUGCCUGUGGAAUGACAGCAAAGCUAAUUAAUAAGGUGACCUGGUGCUUCUCAAGGUGUCGUUAUCAGCUGCUGAUGACUGCACAGUUCCACCUGCUUCCAGUGGAAAGAGAAGGGCAGGGACUGAGCUUGCUGGAAACACAGGCAUCCAGAGCUUAGAAUGGGUACUGCUAGGUGUUAAAGAUCUUUUCAGUGUUCAUAACAAUAGGUUGUUGUUUUCAAUAUCUUUGGUUUCAGGAAAAACUCAGUUAUAUAAAACACUAUUUUAAUUUCAGUUUUCUACUUCAAGUGUUUUAAUGGUGCUGUGAUUACUCGAGUAGCUGAUGGAUUGCAGUGCAGGGUCACAAAUGUUACGUGCAAACAAGCUCUGUCCUACCAACUUGAGGUAUGACAGCAUGAUGUGUCUUGUUAGGAACCAUUCUUGGAGUGGAAAUCUCUUCCUAUUUGCAUGAACAAUUGGUUUGGGGGGAAAAAAAAAAAAAAGAAA